AUUGCCCUGCAGUGAAAAGGCCUUUGCAGCUGCGUGAGCCUCCAGAACAUCACAGGGUUUGCUUCCAUUCUGUCCUCCUGCUAUAAAGAAUGGCAAGGCUGUGUUUUUUUUUUAUUAUUAUUUUUAUUUUCUGGUUGUGCUCCCCAUACCCCACAGGAAAGCUAAGUCCUUCCUACCAGGUGUGGAGCACAGUAAGCUUCCUCUGGCAAGUUCAGAGAAAUUACUGGAGAGCUUGGUAAAUGAGACAGACUAAUUUCAGGAGGUGUUAAGAAAGAACUGAACUUGGUGGAUGGGAAGUAGUUAUCUGACCACUUCCUCUUACGCAUUCCUGUCUGAUGUAAAUGACUCUGUAGAGCACAGGCUGGUAGGUAGCAUCUCUGCCAGCCUUACAGCUGGGAGCGACCUGCAUAUAGUAGGAUUUGCCAGUAGGCUGCCAUGAAACUUCAAGAAUAACUUCUUCUGGGAACCAGCUGAGAGUGCCUGCUGGGGUGUGUGCAGAAGGAUGGCUGCGGCAGAGCCUCUGACCGCUUUCUCCCGAUGGUACCUCUAUGCCAUUCACGGCUAUUUCUGUGAGGUGAUGUUCACGGCUGCUUGGGAGUUUGUGGUCAACUUUAACUGGAAGUUCCCAGGUGUUACCAGUGUGUGGGCACUCUUCAUCUAUGGCACCUCCAUCCUCAUCGUGGAGAAGAUGUAUCUGUAUCUCAAAGACAAGUGUAACAUUUUGCUGCGCUGCUUCAUUUACACCCUUUGGACAUAUCUCUGGGAGUUCACCACUGGCCUCAUCCUACGCCAGUUCAAUGCCUGCCCCUGGGACUAUUCCCAGUUUGAUUUUGACUUCAUGGGCCUGAUCACCCUGGAGUAUGCCAUUCCUUGGUUUUGUGCUUCUUUCAUCAUGGAGCAGCUGGUGAUCAGAAACACCCUGCGCUUGCGAUUUGAUGAGACUGCUGAGCCAGGGGCCCCCACUGUCCCCGUAGCCUUGGCCAACGGCCACGUGAAGACAGAUUGAACAGUGACUCCAAACCACGGUUAGCAAUCUGAGAGAGCCCAGAGCUCUACCACAAACUGUUGGCUCUGGCUUUGAGGUACUGCUCCUAGCUGUAUGAUAAGAUUAAUAAACCCCACUUUUCUAAUGGGGUUGUGCAUGGGAUAUACCGGAAAAAAUGGAACCAAUAGAUUUUCUAUGGAUUUUACUCUUUGGGCUCCAAGGACCAGUAUCAAUUACUUGUUAGUUAGGUCAUUUCUGAUUUUAACUUAUUACAGAUGAAAGCAGUUCUUUGGCUUACAGUUUCAUGUGGAGAAAGAAGUGCUACAGUGGAAAUGCAUUCAAAAAGGAAAAACAUAAUGGAUGAGCAUGGACGUGCCAGCUAAAUUAGUGAUUGGCUUACUCCAUUAGGCAAUAUUCAGGUGCUUGCUUGCAACCAAUACCUCCCGUGGGACCUGAGAUGCUGCAGGAACAAGGAAAAUCUAUCUGCUGAUGAGGGGAACCUAAGACUGGCAGUCUGCUGGGGAGGUAGAUGGUGUUCUCCUCUUGAGGUCCCACUGGCCUCCCCCAAGGUUCUUUGUUGCACCACAAUGUGAUCUGGUGCUGGACAUCUUGCUGAAUUUAUACAGAUCUUGUACUUCUUGAAAUCGCAGUCCUGGUACUCACUAGAUUAUUUUUUUUUAAUAAGGCCAUUCCUUGCCGAGUGAAUUUUACCAUAAUCUGUGCAAUCUAAAUCUUGGCAAAAGGCACAAGAAAUAGCAUAAGUCUUCCCAUCUCCUCUGUCUCCCCAAAGCAGAACUUGUCUGAAAGGCUGCUGCAGAUUCCAGCUCCCAUCCCAAUCAUGCAAAUCUUGUAGAGACUACAUGCCACACGAGUCUUCUGCCUGCCUUCCCAGAUCUGUUUCUGGUGAUGUUGGUGACUUAGUCUGGCUGCAACCCAUUGUACUUGACCAAAGGUCAAAAUCUUCAUGUGACUGAAGUGGUAUCCACGAUUCAGUGCUCCAGCACUGUCACCCCCUUCAGCACUGGGCAGAAGUGAGCCAGGACUCAGUGUUCUCAGUGUUUCAAGAGGAUUUGCUUUUCCUUCCCAAAAUCUAUUUUAAAUAACCACAGCAAACCUUUCUCAUGGCAAUUACUGGAGGAAGCAAAAGCUGUGCUGUGCUGUCUGAUAUAGGGAGACACAUUAUUUUAACAAACAAACGAACCCCUCCUUGAAGAGCACUGAGUGAGUUACGAGGUCCCAGUGAGGGCAGCAGUAGAGCUGGAGGUGCAGGAGCGCAGUGGCUCCCUUUCAGAGCUACCUGCAUGGGGCAGUUUGAAAUUUGUCCUAUUGAUAGCAUUUGUGGAGUAUGGGGAAAGCUGCAAUGCAAAGGAGGUGCUUGAUACUGGCAAAAUAAAAUCUGUUUGCUUUGGUAAGUCUGUGCUGUCAGUGUCAGCCAUGAACGUGGAGUUUCCAUCUGUCAGAUGUACCUCACUCCUGACAGCUUUAUGAGGCAGGUUUGCUGUAAUGGUCCUGUAGGGCCAGAUUAAUUUUGGGUUUUCUUCUAUCACAGUCAACUGAGCUGCAGAAGGGACGAAUUUAGCUUGAAAUGUGUGUUUGUAUGGUUGUAGGGUUCCACUCCUGUGAUGGAAGUUGGCCAGGUUCUUUCUAUGUUGGUCCUCUGAGAGGGCAUGCUCAGUUGUGUAGCUGCUCCUUGAAUGGGCAUCCAUUCCUGAGGGGAAAAGCACUUCUGCCCCUGUGAGGGGAAUUAUUUGUUGGUUCUGCUCCUAGGAAGGCAGCGUUAAGCCUUUUUGUAUCACGCAGAGUGCAAUUAUUUUAUUCCUCUCCCCUCCCCCCCUUCUCACAUGACAUCCAUUGCUGGCAACGGGCACACAAAAACAGUGGCAUCAAGGAGUUAAUCAAAUCUGCCCUGGGGUGUGUAGUGUCUCCUGAAGCACUCAGAAUACUUAGGUGGGUAUUUAGAGUUCCCUUUUUAGAGAUCAUUAAAUUAAAAGAGAACAAACACUGAACAGAUUCUUUUUUCUUGCUGUGAUGCCAGUAUUACAAAAUCAGAGAAACAGUAUGCUGUUUAUCAGCCUUGAUGGUCUCAGGUGUGAAGACCAAGGCAAAAUAGUCACCUGACAUUGUACAAGAGGCAAAAAGGAGAAACCAUCGGCUUCAUAGAAACAUCCUUAGGAUCCCUGCUUUCUCCUUAGCCGUUACAAAACUCUCAAAAGGAGUUAGCAAGAUGGUUUGGUGACUGUACCAGCUGCAGCUGGGACUAAGGGAGGAGGAGUUGACAGAGCUAACCUGGUUACGCAGUCAUGUGUCCCUGCUAAGUGAUGUGGUUCUUUCACAGUGAUACAGUAUUUAGGUGCUCAAAUUAUGGACGGGUUUCCUAGCAGUAUAUGAUACCUUAUUCCAUUAUCCUUAUUGUUUGUGCCAUUGUAACAACUAUUUUAGUUUGCUUUCCAGUAAUGUCUGAUGUACCACCUAGAUUUUAUAUCCUCAUAGAGUUGUAAUUUACACCCAGAAGUGCACUUUACUUGCAGCUUGCACACCAGAAACAGAAAGGGACUCAGCAAAUUCUUAAAUCAAUUCAAAUAAUUCCCUGGGCAGCUCAUGUUAUCACAGGGUUUGCUUUACUACCAUGUACCUAAUGCAGCAGAGUUAGCUAGACUUCUCCUUUCUGAGCAAUGUGGCUUUGUCUCUUCUGCAAAAUCUUCCUUUUGAAUACGUGUCAUGCUUCUGAUAACAUCUUACAGGGAAAGUGCCCAGAGCACAUUACUGGGAUCUUGGUGGCAGCUCAGCAUGAGCUCAGGAGCUGGUCUAAAUUUGUAGAGACGUUUACAUUAUGAAAAAGAAAACAAACAAAAAAGAACGCACAAGGCCUAACAAUUUGUUUGUAUGUGUAUCUUCCUCAGCAGAUUAAAGUUGCCUGUUUUGAGUUCACCAGCAAUAAAAAAACCUUGUGAUUUAUCCACCUGUCCAAACUCUGCAGCAAAAAGGAGAAAGUGGCCCAUUGCUGUUCUUUUGGGAGGGUGGUGGGUGGUGGGAUAUGGGCUUCAAUUACCCGAGGUUCCACUUUUGCCUCCCUUGCCUUGCUUAUCUCCUGUACUGUCCACGCUAAAGGAUGUCAAAGUACUUCCUAAAAUACAGUCCGGUGUCCUCGGCGCAAGGGGGAGUUCAAGUGUUGUCGUGAUGUCUGUGCAUAUUGCAGUGAUCUUGCCAGAGGGAAGUGGUUGAUUCAAAGCAGGGUGAGACUGCAUGUUGGUCUUUGGUGUUAUAACUGAGAGAAAUGUGUACAUAUGUACCAGGUAUUAUUAUGCCUUUGGUCUGAAUGCAUUUUGUAAUUAAAGCAGAAUAAUCCAAUCAA
Molecule: messenger RNA, 4337 nt
Organism: Oxyura jamaicensis (ruddy duck)
Lineage: Eukaryota; Metazoa; Chordata; Aves; Anseriformes; Anatidae
Gene: TMEM229B
Product: transmembrane protein 229B
Exons: 2
Coding region: 503-1006 (167 amino acids)
Source: RefSeq, a predicted model, not a curated record